Aethina tumida (small hive beetle) is the source of this 1315-nucleotide messenger RNA. RefSeq names its product cyclic AMP-dependent transcription factor ATF-2 (gene Atf-2). Gene Ontology annotation, biological process: regulation of transcription by RNA polymerase II. Gene Ontology annotation, molecular function: DNA-binding transcription factor activity, RNA polymerase II-specific; cAMP response element binding. Lineage: Eukaryota; Metazoa; Arthropoda; Insecta; Coleoptera; Nitidulidae. The record is from RefSeq and is a predicted model, not a curated record. The coding region runs from base 249 to 1169 and encodes 306 amino acids. The transcript has 3 exons.
AAACAGAGGGGCGCUGUUAAAUGUCCUCUCCAAUUUUUGUUAAUUUUUAACAAUUUCUGCUUCUAAUUAUUAACAUCAUCACAUUUUAACUUUGUUUGUUGAUAAAUAAAGUGUAUAACAAAGUCUGACACUUAAAUAUGUAAUCGAAUUUUGUGGCACGUUUAUAUUGAUUAUCAACAAUAGGUACAGGAGUGAAUUAAGUCUUAAUUAAUUUCCAACGUUAUAUUGUAUUGUAUUUAUUAACAUCAAUGAUGAAGCCAUUUUCCUGCACAGUCAAGGAAUGUGAAGCCACAUUUACUACAGAAGACCAUUUAAGUGUACACAUAAAGAAACAUGAACUGAUGUUGAAUUGCAAUCUGGCGAAUAAGAAUUGCGUUAUUGCCGAUCAAACACCAACACCAACUAGAUUCUUAAAAAAUUGUGAUGAAAUGGGACUGUUUCAAGAUUUACAGAUUGUAAAUCCAUUCGAGGAAAUGUUUAAAAAAGCAACAGAAAACGGGAAACAUGAAACUUUACAAGUUGAAACUACAAAUGAUGAUACACUUCAUACACCUAAAAUAUUGCCACUUGUACAAGGUUCACAACAACAAAUGUCCGAGGUUAAGAUGAUUCCAAGCCCACAAUUCCUUUCAAUUUCUAUACCAGACAAUUCCAUUCCGGUGCUUGUUAUAAAUGAUAAUGAUGCAUAUGAAACUAGUCAAGUAACAGAGAAACAAAAUGUUAUGGAUACCACAACAUCACAGCCAAUUCAGGUAGAACAAACAAAGAGAGGCAAAGACAUGUCUGCUUCUAAAAAAGAGCAGAUAAAAGAAAUGAAUAGGGCAGCACAAUAUCGAUGCAGACAAAGGAAAAAGGAGGAAAUGAAAAACUUUUUUAAAGUAUUUAAGCAACGGCAAGAUAGUUAUGAAAAAUUGCUUAGAGAAAGAAAUUAUUUAAUGCAAGAGAAUAUCAGGCUGAGGGAGAAAGUUAUAGUGCUGACAAAAAAAUUAGAAGAUCGUAAUGGUGUUGCUGUUGAAACACUGAAUGCACAAAAUACAUCACCCAUUCUUAUCAAAGUUAUGCCACCUAUUGUCCAAACUAAAGUUUUAGUGGAAACCACUUCCUUUGAAGAUAAUUCUGUUUUACAUGAUGGUACAAGUAAAUAUAGGAAGAUAAUUCCCAAAAAAUAGAUAAUCUUCUGUAUUGAUUUAUGAGAUUUGUCUGUGAUAUAAUCUUGAAAUUUUAUAUUAUAUUGGUUGUUUAAACUUGAUGUAAAUGUUUAUUUAUUCUGUGUUCUAAUAAAUGUAUUUUUAUUAGUAAAAGUUUUGAUUUUUAA